Molecule: messenger RNA, 5430 nt
Organism: Orbicella faveolata
Lineage: Eukaryota; Metazoa; Cnidaria; Anthozoa; Scleractinia; Merulinidae
Biological process (GO): FtsZ-dependent cytokinesis; regulation of DNA replication; cell septum assembly
Cellular component (GO): cytoplasm
Molecular function (GO): ubiquitin-protein transferase activity
Source: RefSeq, a predicted model, not a curated record
UAGAGUAUGAUUGAUUGAUUAUGUAAGCUUAGAAUAUAACUAUUUUAGUUUCAUUAGAUGUGAGAAUUGUGACCAUUUUUGUUUUUCAUGCAAUUUGAGUGCAUUUGCAUCCUGAUUUGAACACUCUUGCAUUCGGGCAUUGCAUAAAGUUUCGGGCAAGAAGGUCACCACCAUGAAGUCCGAAGGUGGGUAGGGGGUCCAACAGAGGGUAGGGUGCCUAUCACCCACAUUGGGCAAGCAUUGCAUUCCCUCCAGGGGUACAGUUAGCAGUUUUGGACACUAUGUUCCUUUCUGUCGCACUUAAGUCACAGUAACGGAUUUGGUGUCUUGGCAAGACUCAGAUUUUAUCAUUCGUCACCCUUUUAAUGGCCUGAGUACAGACUUUACCUUACAAUGUUUUGCUACUGUUAGUGUUUGUGUAUUUACAUUGUAUAACUAUUUUUAUAAUAACUGCACUUUUGUAGGAUGAAAUCAAAUCCCUUCAAAACACAGUAGAUCGACUGAAAUCUGAAAAUAAGCAGCUUCACGAGAAGAUGAUUGAACGAGAAAGAACAAUGGCCUCUAUGGACUUUACAAGCAGACAUGGGACCAAGGAAGACGGUGCUAAUAAACUGGACAUUGACAUGUUAGUAAAACUCACAACCAGGUUACAGAAAGCAAGUCACACUUACGAAAGUCUAAGAGGGGAUAUGGACAAGAUCAAAGAGGAUAACAAGAGGCUGCAAGAGGAAAACAGGAAUCUUACGAGAGAAAACUCUCGCCUUAAAGAUGACCCAAAGUUUUCCAAGUCCCCUCAGAGGUUCAGCCACUAUACAAUGGCAGGUCUUCAGACAAAAGUAGGUCAGUAUGAGCGUGAAGUUCAGCAACUCAGAAAAGCAUUACAAAAGAGCGAUAACUACAUAGAGGACCUGACAAGCAAGCUGGAUGUGCCGACAGGACAGUCUGUUGUCAAGUCUAAGAGAGGCCAACCCAGAUCAAGCUCAGUGCCAAGUUCCUGCACAAUAACAAGUCUUUCAGAGGACAAAGAUUCAUCAGAGAAUGGCACUGCUACCAAAAGUACAGAUGAUGUCCAAGAGGUAGAAAAUGUCGAUCCACCAGAGGAUGCAAGCCCUGGCAAUGAUGGGGAUCAAAAGAAAAGGUCUUCAACUGCAGGUGAUAACGAGAAUGUCAUGUCUAAUGGUCAUUCUCCAAUCCUUGCACCAAUGAACAAUGAAAGGUUCUCGUUAGAAUCAACCACUUCUUUUGCAGAUGAAAGAGCAUCUGGUCUGAGCUCCCGACGAAGUUCCGAGGUCAGUCUGUAUGGUCAAGACUUGGAAAUCCCCCCUGGACCACUUACAAGCUCUCUCAACAUUCUGGAGCCUGUGGAGGGGGAGGCACUUGAUCGACCCCCAUCUCGAGGAGAGCUGUUGUUACUUGGUGACCCUUCUUCUAGGAGACAGGAGAAGCCCCCACUAGAAGAAAACCUGAAUAUGUUCACUGCAAGUCGACAGCUGAUUAUGAUGAGUGAGCGCAGGGCAAGGCAGAGGGAUGUAAUGGAUCCAAGUAGAUUACGAGAUUUUAGUGAAUGUUCACCAAGCAGCUCUGACGGAGGGAAAAGGAAAUCACUGGACGCAAAGUCCCUUGAUUUUGAUAUGUUCACCAGUGCUGCUGACGAAGAUUCACCAAGCAAUUCUGUUUCACAUGAAUCUCCUUCUUACAGCAGAGAAGCUGAGAGUGGUUCCCCUUGUUUUCAUACUUUCUCGUUGGCUAAAAUCAAGUCAGAAAUAGAGCUAGGCCAUGAGGAUGAGAGUGCCCCCAAAAAACCAAGAGUAGAGGCUGAUGAGUAUCCGGAUACUGUAGAGAGCGAUGACCAGGGAAAACCUUGAGUCCUCCAGUGACUACCUUUGUUCACAUGUGUAGUGUACCUUCAUAUUCUCAUUAUCAGUAGCUGCAUCAUGAUGCAGUGAUAAAAUGUUUCUGAUUGAUCUUUUCUUAGUUCCUGUUACAUAUAGCUGCAACAUGAUCACAGUAGUGUCCAAUUACUGUAAUCAAGUUAAACCUUGUAGUUUCAAGUUGAUUUUGGAAAUUACUUGGCUGCUUGAUUUCAUUCAUGUAGUCCACUCACUCUAGAUACUUUAAGUAAUUUAUUGCAAAUUAAGAAUAAGAAGUAAGUUAUUAGUUUCAAAAAGUUCAAAAAUGAAGUAAUUUGUUAUUCCCAUGGCAAAUGAUUUUUAAGUGAUGCUUUAUACUUUCUCCAGAUUAUGCUGCUAAUACUUUUAGACAAGCAAUGACUUAGAUGCCCAAACGGUUAUGAGCCCCCUGAAGAUAGUUUGUUAUCUACUUUUUGAUAAAUAGAUUCUGUCAUGAUUAUGCAAACCAAUUUGUGAUACCAUUCGGAAUCAGUCACAUUUACUUCACUCUCAGAACAAUACCAAAUUAAUGUAUACCAUCCCUCCUGGAUUAUCUGGAAGAGAGCAUGUGUCCCACAUGUGAAGGAAGUGCUAAGAGUGCAUUUUUCACUCUGAUUUUAGCUGAUUUUGGGGUGACACUUAAACAAUAUUUGAUGCAUUUUUUUUAUUAUUUGGUGAAACCCUUCUUACAACAACUUUUCUUUAGGGAGGAAAAUUGGCAACCUCCCAGAUUUUCUUCUUUUAGGUUGGAAAUGUGCCAACCUAAAUGUGAAAAAAAAAGGAUUAUAUAUUUCCCACUUAUUUUGAGUGGUAUCAGACAUUGGUUCCCCUCAGAAUCGGAUAGGAAUGCAAUGCUAAUACUGUAUUUUGUGCUUUAUUGUUCUUCCUAAAUGUGGGUGCACAUUACAUAGGCCCAUUCUGAUUAUUUAGAGUUAGCUUCAUGCACACUUCUCAAAAUUGUUGAAGUGUAUGAAGGAAAUGGUCAGGGAAGUUUAUCCUCAAUUUGACAUUGAGUUAUUUAAGUAUUAUGAGAACAUCUACAUGCAAAUUACUUUACAUGGCAUUGCUCAAUCUAACACUGUAAUACUCUGCAUUUCAAUCAUUGAAAGACAGAAAAUUGCAGUUUUAUACAUAAUACGUGGCGUUUAUGACAGUAGCUCACAUUUUGUAGUAUUCAUAACAUUUAGUAACAAGUUGUUUGAUUCCAUUUUGUCCCUGGACACUAAAAUAUUUUAUUUUAAGUUAUGAGUUGAUAUUUGGUAGUGCCAUGAGUGUACAGAGCCCCUUUAAUAAGACUGUUACCAUGUCGUCAUAGUCAAAUUUGACCAGUCCCAUUAUUGAGAUGGAUAAACAGUGUAAUUCAGUUCAUGUUUUAAGUCUGAAUGCUUUGUUCAGCUUUUCCGAGCUUUACAGCUGUAGAUAACAGCAACAGUGGCAUAAGAUAUAAAAAUGUACUGGUGACUACCAUGGUGCAUAUAGAUUUCCAAACAGUAUUCAUCCAAGUUUUCGCCCACUGAAUUUUGACAAAUAGGGAAGACUGUGGGUGCAUUAUCCCUGAACACCAGGAAAUUUCUAUACUGUAGAUUAUAAUGCACUCAAUUUGAGGUUUUAAACUACAUUUCUGACAAUUUUUAAUGGGAGUAAACAGUAAAAUCGCAAGAUCAUGACUCUAACUAUUAGUAAGUACUUGUUUAGCAGUGCUAGGUAACAGUAGCCCUUGAAAUGAAUUGGAGAUGUAGGAAUGGGGUAGCUGUGGUGUAAUUUUGAGUAGCUGUAUACCUUGUAUGACUACAUGUAACAACUUUUGAGGUCGAUACUAAUGCAAAUAUUCUAAAUGUCAUUUUUUGAGGGUAUAGAAUAUUUAGAAAUUAUGCAGAGUAGGCUGGGAGAAAUUUUGCAAUAGUCUGUAAGUCAUGUGUGAAACUGAUAAAAAUACAAAGCACCCACUACUAAACACAGUGAGAGUGUUGUUAUGUUAUAAAACAAACAUUUUUCACCUCUUACUGUCACCACACUGCUUGUGUUAUUGCAAGUGAGUCAGAUUUUCCUCUCUGUAGAUUAAUUUUCACUGGUUUAAUUAUGAACAAAAACAUACCCAAAAAAUUAUUAGGAUAGCUUCUAGUUUUUCAAGUUAAUUUCUGUAACUUUCUAACUCCUUUUACUCCCAGGGUCAACUGGAACAUUUUCCUUAUUGUGUUUACAUACGUUUUGUUUAAUUAAUUUAGUUUCAAAGGGCCUGAAGCAUGGUAACACUCAAGCCCAGCUUUGAUUGACAGAAAACAAGUGCACAUUCAAAGAAUUUAGCAAAAUUACGCCUCAUUUUUUGGCUUUAUUAUAUGACUGAGAGUGGGCCAAUUUAUCAUUAAUUUUUGAUUUGCCCUGCGGUGUAGAUUAAUGUAGGCACAUUCAUAAUUCUCUCAGUCAAAUAAGGAUUUACACUACCCAUGAUCAGUGAAAAUUCUUCUAAGUGUACCAGUACUUGCCUAAAGGCUUGUGCAAUUGGAGGGAAUUGUCAAAUAUAACUUGUAGUGUAAAUCCUUAAUUGCAUUCCCAUUCAUAUGAUUUCCUAUGAUAAUAAUUUUAACUGACUUCGUAAUUUUAACAAUAUUGUUUAGCAUCAUGGACAUGUAGUGCUAUUAAAAUGUUGCUGUUGUGUUUUGGACGCAUUGCGAGCCUAUUUUAGCGAGGUCAAAUAACAAUAGGCCCGCAAUGCAUACAAACUGCUGUAUCUCUGCACCGAAUAACCAGGACAUUGUGGUUUUCAAGUCACCAAAAAUCUUUUGUUACAGAAAGUAAUUUUCAGUUGGUUCCAAGUGAAAACAACAGUUGUGAGAAAUCAAUUUUGACUGGUUGGGUAUACCAAGCAAGCCCAUAUAUGCUCCCAAAUAUUUUGGAUGUUGCACUUUAUGGUACUUAAGGCUCUAUUAAAUUAUUAAAAUUCUCUGUUAAGAAGAUCAAAUGGUUCAUGCUCAACCUGCUUACUUGUAUUGGAUUAAAUAGGAAUAUAUGACUGCUGGGAGUUAGCCCUUUCAGGGUUUAAAAACCGUGAUUUCAAUAAACUAAUUCUCCUUACUUGACACGGAAUAACAAAACACUAGUUGGGAGAACUGUAUUACAUGUAGUGAAAGCCAGUUUUUCUUUGGGGAAUCUGUUGUUGUGUUUUCAUGGCCUGCAUGCAGAUAGCAGAAAUUCAUAAUUCUUAAUAUCUGGAUAAAGAUGUAAGAGAAUCCUUCAUAAGAAAAAAUAUUGUGACUGAUACAUUUACCAUAACUCGUAGCGCACGAAAUCAGAAAAGUUCUAAAAUCGUCAAACCAAGCAAAGUCGUUAAUACAGGGGCGAAUUUUUCGCAAAGACAGCUUCUGUUGUUCCCAAUAGAUUGUUUUAGGUUUUCAAGGUAUUCUGGUAAAAUGUACAGACGCCAUAUUUUGUCUAUGGUGGAGGGUUAGCAUUGUUUGAGUUGUUAAUCAUUUGAAUCAGGAGCAGCUAGAAAAAUAUUUUUGUAAUUUAAUGACAAGGGUCAAUGAACCAGGAUAUUUCAGUG